AUGGCCCUGAGCGAGCUGGCUCUGCUCCGCUGGCUGCUGGAGAGCCGCCACUCGCGGAAGCUCCUCCUGUUCAUCGUGUUCCUGGCGCUGCUGCUGGACAACAUGCUGCUCACCGUCGUGGUCCCGAUCAUCCCGAGCUACUUGUAUAGCAUUAAUCAUGAGAAGAACGCCACCGAAAUCCAGACCGCCAAGCCAGGGCUCACAGCCUCUCCCUCAGACAGCUUCCAGAGCAUCUUCUCUUAUUAUGACAACACCACCAUAGUCACGGGGAACAGCACCCGAGCCCUUCAUGGGGGGUUGCUGCUGCCGGCCACCACACAGCACGCAGUGACGAACACCUCCACGGGGCCUUCUGACUGUCCCAGUGAGGACAAGGACCUCCUGAAUGAGAACGUGCAAGUUGGCCUGCUCUUUGCCUCUAAAGCUACCGUCCAGCUCCUCACCAACCCCUUCGUAGGAAUGCUGACCAACAG
This is a messenger RNA of Leptonychotes weddellii (Weddell seal), 473 nucleotides long. Lineage: Eukaryota; Metazoa; Chordata; Mammalia; Carnivora; Phocidae. The record is from RefSeq and is a predicted model, not a curated record.